AGAAUGCACUCACAGUAAAAAAAAAACUUUUUGGUAAAUUUCUUACAAGAGAUACAACAACUACCUGCUACCACACACUCACUGUCUUGGCCAGGCCACGAACAGCAAACUCUGUACAUUAGGUGGCAUUUGAAUGCUUACGGAUUCAUUUUAAAUUCAUUCGUCGAGUCGCACACACGGUUCGUCUAUUCGGCAGAGCUACAUACUAACCAGCUUCCACAAGUUCAAAUUUCGAAAAACGCUUCUCCAGCAGCUCGCAUCUCUUGGUCGAUUCAUUUAUUACGCGACUUUGAUAAGCAACCAACAUAGUCCAAAAAUUCACAGUACUCUUAAGCUAGUGCCACGACUUUAAUUUAACUUCAUCCAAAAGAACUUAAUCAUGGGUACAACCCGUGCUCCCUCUGCUGGUCUUCUUAUCGGAUCGGAAAUCCUCAACCCACCUGAAGGUGCAUUCAACGAAUCACUUCUUUCUGAAGCACUUCUACAAAUAGCCAAAAAAGAACUACGUGAAGAUAAUUGCUCACGUGAACAAUGUCUACAGCAACUCCGUAGCUGGAUGGAUAAAAACGAUGAUAUUCAAGAUACACGCAUUGAUGAUCUCUUUCUGCUAAGAUUUUUGCGUGUGAAAAAAUUCAGUGUCCCCAUGGCUCAACAAGUUCUCUUAAAAUACAUGAACUUGCGCAGAUCAUUUCCACACAUGACAAAUGAUUUGGAUUUCUUAGGAACUCGACUCAACGAAAUAAUUUCGGCUGGUUAUAUUUUUACCUCGCCCAUUCGUGAUAAAUUCGGACGCCGUGUUGUGAUAAUUAAUGCUAGACAUUUCAAUCCCAAAAUUUAUUCUAGCGAAGAGCAAGCAAAGGCACAUUUCAUAACUUAUGAAACUCUCAUGGAGGAACAUGAGAAUCAAAUACUUGGUUUAACACACGUCGGAGACUUUUCGGGUGUCACUGCUGGACACGUGACCAAUUGGAAUCCAACUGAAUUUGCUAGAGUUUUUAAAUGGGGCGAACAAUCGCUGCCAAUACGUCACAAAGAAAUACACUUAGUCAAUGUUCCUGCAUCUCUAAAAUGGUUAAUUGACUUUGUUAAGACUCGAGUCAGUCCAAAAAUUAAGAAUCGUCUUAAUUGUUAUGUUAGCGAAAAAGAUUUGCCAAAGCACAUGGAUGUAGAUUGUCUGCCUCUCGAAUUGGGUGGAAAAAUGCCCAUGAGUGAAAUGAUAGAAUCCUGGAAAAUAGAACUUGCAAAGAAGAGAGAUUCUUUGCUUCGAUUGGAUAACAUGAGGCUUUUAAGUGAUCAAGGAAUAACAACGAGCCGGAAUCCAGAUAAAUCCAACCAAAAUGGCACUAAUUUUGUUGCCCACUUUGAAUCCCUUGCUGGGAGUUUCCGUAAAUUAGAAAUUGAUUAAAAUAAAUUAAUAAUAUCCUACGAUAAGAAUUUAAUUUAAUAAAAGUAUUUCAGCCAGUUCACUAGCUAAAUUAAGAUUAUUAUCAAUCACAUUUUCAUAUGACCACACAUUGUCCCUUAUUUUUCAUUAAAAAAAAAUAUAAAAUUUAUGU
Molecule: messenger RNA, 1556 nt
Organism: Episyrphus balteatus (marmalade hoverfly)
Lineage: Eukaryota; Metazoa; Arthropoda; Insecta; Diptera; Syrphidae
Gene: Cralbp
Product: alpha-tocopherol transfer protein-like
Exons: 2
Coding region: 380-1405 (341 amino acids)
Cellular component (GO): membrane
Molecular function (GO): phosphatidylinositol bisphosphate binding
Source: RefSeq, a predicted model, not a curated record